AUGGUGCACACUGCAAAAGCUGAACAGCCACUUCUCUUCACUCCACUUCGCAUUGGAAAUGUGACGCUGAAGAAUCGCAUCUGCAUUUCGCCGAUGUGUCAGUACUCCUGUGAGGAUGGCUUCGUUACCGACUGGCACCUUGUCCACCUGGGGGCAAGAGCUAUUGGUGGUGCUGCUCUGGUGAUGAUGGAGGCGACUGCUGUAGAGGAAAGAGGUCGAAUCAGUCAGUUCUGUCCGGGCAUCUGGAAGGAUGAGCACAUGCAGCCAAUGAAGCGAAUCUGCCAGUUCAUCAAGACGCAGAACUGCAUUCCAGCUAUUCAGCUGGCUCAUUCAGGACGCAAGGGAAGCACCUUUCCGCCGUACAUCAGCCGAGAUGCUCUGCCAGUCGACCAGGGCGGCUGGGAUGACAUCAUCGGUCCCAGUCCAAUUGCAUUUGGCGCAGGCAAUGACCGAGUGCCGAAGGAGGCCUCACUUGAAGACAUAGCCGCUGUUCGCCGAGCCUUUGUUGCCGCCACAAAGCGAGCCAUUGAAGCGGGCUUUCAGGUCAUUGAGCUUCACUUUGCUCACGGCUAUCUGGUGCACUCCUUCUUGUCGCCCUACUCCAACAAGCGAACCGAUGAGUACGGAGGUACAUUUGAGGGAAGAACGCGAUUGGCAGUUGAACUGGUUAGAGACGUCAAGUCGGUUCUGCCAGAAGACUUUCCUCUCUUUGUUAGAAUUUCUUGCACCGACUACCUUCCUGAAGGUGAAGGCUGGGACUUGGAGCAAUCAGUUGAGCUAAGUAAGAUUUUGAAACAGCUCGGAGUGCAUCUGGUUGACUGCAGCUCGGGUGGAAAUGUAGACAAGGCAAAGAAUUAUUUCGCCUACAAUAAUGUGGACCAGAUUUCAAUGGCGGAGACCAUACAGCGAAAGGCAGACAUUCCUACUGGAGCAGCAUCAGGCGGUGACAAGCCCAAUCAGGGCGAUAAGAAGAAGAAGGAAUCAAUUGUCGACCUGGGAAAAUACCUGGACAAGCCGAUUCGCGUAAAGUUCCAAGGUGGUCGUGAAGCAACGGGAGUAUUGAAAGGCUACGACACUCUGCUGAACAUCGUGAUUGAUAGCACUACCGAAUAUUUGCGAGAUGCCGAUGAUCCCUGUAAGGUAACCGAUGACUCGAGACAACUCGGCUUGGUCGUAUGUCGAGGAACGACCAUCAUCGCCAUCUGCCCUGUUGAUGGAAUGGAAAUGAUUGCAAAUCCUUUCAUUCAAAACGAAUAG
Rhagoletis zephyria (snowberry fruit fly) is the source of this 1257-nucleotide messenger RNA. The record is from RefSeq and is a predicted model, not a curated record. NCBI's taxonomy places the organism in Eukaryota, Metazoa, Arthropoda, Insecta, Diptera, Tephritidae.